AUGGCUGAGAUUCCAUCCAUCAGCCACACGUUGGUCAGAACACAGCUAUACUUCUGUGGGGUGCUCUGCGUUCUCACCAUCCUUUGGUGCACUUAUCGGGAGCUCUACAAGAGAAAACUGCAACGGGAAGGCAAGAUUCCUUGUGCAGACUUGGUAUGCAAUCAUCCAGAUGACACUACUCGACGACUGGUCCAGUAUGGUUAUACCACUUCCUGGCUCGGCUUUGCAAUCAUUCACUGCUGGACAGCUACAUUGGUGGUGAGUUACAUUCUUGCGAUGUGGGGCUGUUGGAUGUCCUACGUGAUCUUCGACGGUCUCUACUUUCCACCUUCCGCAGCUUUCUGGCAGGAUGUCUUCCAAAGCUGGGAUGGUGUGAUGUACCCCUGGUGCGUGUGUUUCGUCCUGAGUCACCUCUGCCUGGUGGGUGUCCUAAUCUUUUGGGACGCCAUGCGAUCUCAAAGCAUGCUGCCGGCGACCUCUAUGGCUCAGGCGAGUCACCUGAUGGUGCAAGAAACUCUGGACUUGGAAGAUGCAGCCGGUGCCAAUGUUGAAAAAGAUGGUCCAGCUCCUGGGCUCUUUCGGGGCUGCUCGCUCUUGGCGGAGUACUUGCAGCAACUUCGUGCAAGGCAGAUCUUGCCCAUCCACAAGUGCAAGGGCAAGCUGUAUGUGGAACACAUGUGUGUUCGAUACAUCUACAGUGAGAAGACCCGAUCUUUCGUCAUCCCGAGCCAGCCUCCGGCGAGCUCAACGAAGAUGCACGCACUCCUGCGAUCGGGAGGUGCGGCUGCGCCUUCCCGCCAUGGCCCCUUGGGCAGAGUGGUGCUACAGCCAUCACACCAAGUCGGGCUCCACCUGAACGUGGGCAAGUGUGAGCUCACCACGCUCGGGGGUCCCAACACGAACUUGGACAGCAGCCUUUUCCCCCCUGGCUUGCGCAUCAACCAUUCCGGGGAGUUCGUUCUGCUUGGCUCUGCCCUCGGCAGCCCCAGCUUUUGCCACCAGCACACCAAGCAGCGUGCGAUGCAAACGGAACCUCUCCUUCAAGCUCUGGGCCAGCUGCCCGACAGCCAGACAGCCCUCAUGCUGCUCCGUCAUUGCGCCUCCUGGUCAAAGCUUGUAUACUCCAGUCGGGUCACCCCACCCCCGUUCCAUCAGGAUGCAUUGAAGUCGUACGACCUGGCAGUUCUUCAAUGCUUGGAAUCUUGUUGCACGGGAGCACUUACGCCGGGGGCAUGCCUCCAGGCCACCUUGUCCACCAAGUCUGGCGGCCUUGGCCUUCGCAGCAUUUUCCGUCACAGUGGAGCUGCCUAUACGGCUUCUGUUCUGGCCACUUCUCCAAUUUGCUCCUUGCUGCUGCCAACCUACAACCCCAGCACGGACGCCAUCAUUGCCAACCUCAACGAGUCGCUGCUCGCUGCCGACCAUGUUGCUCUCCCACCGCCGCAUUCCCUUCGACAACAAGAUUUGUCUCGGGCAGUGGAUAGAAGCACGGCCGCCCAGCUUGCCUCGGCCUUCUCUGGGCCCGGCCAUGAAGCUUUUAGAGCGCAUCUCCAACUUCUUCAAGAACCUGGAGCAGGUGCUUGGCUGCAGGCCCUGCCAAGUGCUGCCCUUGGCCUCCAUGUUGACAGCGUCCUCUUCCGCGUCAUGGUUCGCCUUCGUCUUCGCCUUCCUCUCCAUUCUGAAGAUGUGCCUUGCCGUUUUUGUGACGGGGUGUGUGAUACCUACGGAGACCACUCUCGGGCCUGCCCUUGUGGUGGCGACAGGACGAAGCGGCACAAUCGUCUCCGCACCAUCGUCGCGACCUGGGCAUCAGCGGCUGGCCUCCACCCUGAACUUGAAAAACCCGGGUUGCUCCCGCCCAGGCUUGAACAUGGUGGGGCCUCAGAAGAUGGCGUGCGGCAAGGGCCUGGUCGACGCCCAGCAGAUGUUUACGUCCCGCACUGGGGCCUUCAUGGUGCAGCGGCUUUCGACCUGGCAGUCACGUCGGGGCUGCGCGUCGGGGCGGUCGCUGGCUCUGCUCAAGAUGGCAGCCGGUCGGCGGCAGACUACGAAGCUCGCAAGCGUUCCCACCACAACACCGAAGCCACGUGCACCGCUGAAGGGUUGCAGUUUGUCCCUCUUGUCGCUGAAGCAUGCGCUGGCGGUUGGGCACCUGCAGCCACUUCGACUUGGAAACUCCUCGCGCGUGCCGUCGCUGGUCGCACUGGUGAGUCUGUCUCCGUUUUGACGGAGCGGCUGCAACAAACCCUGGCUUUGACUUUGCAGCGGGAGAACGCUCGAGCGGUCCUUCGAAGAGCUGGAGACGCCAUUUCUCCAACAGCAGUGCAGCCAGUUGCCGGCCCUUUUUUUGCUCGCUGGCGUUUGGCUAGCCAGGGUGACACCAGCCCGUGUCUGACCACUCAGCAAGUCUUGGAGCGAAGGGAAGAAAGUGGGCAGAAUGCGAUUCACGUGCGCGUGCCCGGGCGGUUGGAGUCCCUGGUGACCGAGUUUUCCAACUUCUACUAUGUCUUCAAUUCCGUGGCCUUCCUGACCUAUAUCGCCUUCACCACUUGGAACAUUGGCAUCUUGUGGUUCCUGAUGACCCUGGGUGCGGGCGUCUACAAGGGCCUGGUGGUGACCCGCCCCAACCAGAAACGCGUCGCGGAGCUGGCGAAGGUCAGGCAGCGCUGCCUGGUGCUGCGGGAGGGCGCCUGGAUAGACGAGGAGUCCUCGGACAUCGUGGCUGGGUUUUUUGGGCACCUGGUGCUGGUGGUGCUGGGUGAUAUUGUGCAAGUGAAAGGAAUGGGCGUCGAGAUCCCGUGCGAUGGCCUGCUAAUUAGUGGAAGUCUCAUCGUGAAUGAGUCCAUGCUCACAGGCGAACCCAUGCCCGUGGCGAAGGUGGCGGUGCAAGAUGUGGAGAGUUACGACAUCAGGGUGAAAAGCAACAAGGUCUAUGCAGGCACCUGGGUCAUUGAAUCGGAAAACGAGCACGCCUUAGUCUACUGCACGGAUGUGGGUGCUCUCACCACGCGGGGGCAGCUGGUGAGGAUGGUUCUCUUUCCCACCAGUGUGCACUUCAAAUAUGUGGACCAGUUGCCCGUGGUCUAUGGCCUCAUGUCUGUCUACGCCUUCAUCAUGGUGAUCCUCAAAUCGCUGCUGAUCGACGAGGGCUCGGAGGUGGUGAAGUUUUUGGGCAUCCUCUGCCUGGCGCUGAGUUCACUGAUUGGUGCCCUGAGCCCCAUGUUGCCCGUGUCACUGGUCAUGGGGCAAAGCGCCUCAGCCACACGCCUGGGAAAUGGCACUGGCGAAUAUCAGAUCAAGUGUCUUCAACCUGGGAGGAUCCCCGUCGCCGGGAAGAUCUCGGUGAUGGUCUUCGAUAAGACGGGCACCAUCACCAAGUCGGGCAUGGACUUCACGGCCGUGCAGCCAGCCCAAGGGGCCUCUUUCCAACCACGUUUGGCCACGGAUGGCGACGUCGCGCGCUUGAGCAACGCGAUGCCCGAGGUCUUGCACCGGGCAGUGACGGUGUGUCACACGGUCAAGAAACUUCAGGACGGAAGACUGGUGGGCAACGAGUUGGAAUGCGCCAUGGUGCGACGGAUGACGACUCCUUCGGUGGAGCCUGGUGAUGAGAUCCUUGUGCGAGAACUGCACUUCGACCAUCUCAGCAUGACCAGUGGCGUGGUGCUUCGGAGACAAAGUGUUCUUGAAGCCUUUGUGAAGGGUAGCCCUGCAAUGAUCAAGAGCAGAUGUAAAGCAUCCUCCCUGCCAGCGGACUACGACUCGGUGGUGAUGCGAUAUGCCAAGGCGAAUUUCUACACCAUUAGCAUUUGCCACAAGACUAUUCCAGAGCUCAGUGAUCAAGAGGUGAAUGAGUUACCACGGGCAGAACUGGAGCAAGACCUGAUUUUCGAUGGGCUCUUACUGUUCCAGAAUGAGAUGAAGGUGGAAUCUCCUGAAGCCAUUCAGAAGUUGAAAGAAGGCGCCAUCAGAUCUGUGAUUUGCACCGGUGACAGCGAGCUCACGGGCAUUGCCAUUGGCAAGCAAUGUGGCAUCGUCACGGGUCCCUGCUUCCGUGGUAGCAUGGAGCCCAGCGCGGAUGGCACGUUGGUCUUCACGGAUCCGGAGAAGGAUGACGCACCAGUAGACGUCCUGGUGGAUCAGGGCCAGCUGGCCCUGAGCCGCGGAGCCUGGCAGCACCUGCGCCAGCGGCCGCAGCAGCUGGCAGCGCUGGGGCCACGCUGUGUGGUCUUCGGGCAGAUGAAGCCGGACGACAAGAUCAAUGUCAUCAAGCACUUCCAAAGCCAGGGCUUGAUUGUAGGCAUGGCCGGUGAUGGUGGCAACGAUUGCGGUGCCUUGCGCGCGUCGCACGCGGGCAUCGCCCUGUCCAAGGCGGAAGCGUCGUUGGUGGCGCCGUUCUCCACGGGACGAGUGGAGAGGAACAGCGGGCAGAUCUCGUUGAUGACAGUGCCUGAUUUGAUUCGAGAGGGGCGUGCUUGUUUGGCAACCAAUCUGGCGACCUUCUCAUAUUUCAUCGUGCAAGCGCUGAGCAUUUAUACCAUCAUGUCGACGCCUGGCAGGGAUAGCACCCGAUGGUGCGAUGUCAGGGACAAGAUUUCGAUGAUGACGUGCAACGUGGUCUUUGGGGAGUGGGUCUACAUGCUGAAAGAUAUUGGCCUCGGGAUGGUGAUGACCUUCUACAUGACGAGGUCCAAAGCUCUGCCUUUCUUAGCCAAGGUGCGACCUACUGCAACUUUGUUGGGCUUCAGAACCGUGUGUACCAUUGGAACCCAGGUGCUCUUGAACGUGGUCUUUUUUCUGGGUAUCCGUGAGCUGCUCUAUGCACAGCCCUGGUAUGAUCGGGUGAAUCCCGUCCAUGACAUCCACAUCGCAUCCCACAUGUGGAUGUUGAGAGGAGAUAACUAUGAUGGAGCUUUGACUGCCAUUUGUUGCACGGCUUCAUUGGCAAACGUGGCUUAUGUCAACACCUACGGCGGCAAUUUCCGAAGGAAUAUUUGCCGGAACGUGGGAAUCAACGUGGUGUACUUGCUGUCGAUGGGUUUGGUUGGCGUGCUGACUCUCUCCACCCCGAAUCCCUUGAACUGUAUCUUCCGAGUGAACUGCGACACGCCCAACUCCCUAGCCUGUGGUGCCAUCCCCAUCGUAGAUGAAGUGUCAGUGGGUGGCAUCGGAGAAUGCUUCCUGGGACCUCAGGUGAAGCCAUGGCAAAAUCACAGCCGCUCCUUGGUGGCUGAUGUCUGGCUACCUUCGAAAGACUCCAAGUGUCUACCGCCAAGCCCGACCCUUGCGGCCAUUCCUCUGGAUCAUCCAUUGAUCAGCACGGGCAAGGGCUUCUCGGUCACUACGGGGUGCAUAGGACCCAACAACUGCUUCUCCGUGUACUUCAAGUGGAUGUUGGCUGCCCUGCUUUUGCUGCAGACCUUCCUCCACCAUUUCUUUAUGAAAUUUGUCUUGCUGGGCCCUGUGGCGCGUUUCAUCCGCACGUGGCAGCAUCAAAGUGGUCAAAGUACGGUCGAGGGAGGGACCCCGUGCAUGGCCAGCUCCGUUCUACCAACUGCAGCACAGUUAGCAACUUUGACUGAUCUGAACGCGGUGGUGCAAUGGGCCGGGGUAUCUCAGGAAGCUUGGACAGCUUUCCAAACUGCUGUAGGCACAUUGCCUACCUUGCGUAUCUUCUCUGGCUUGUCCGAAAUGGCCUUCAAAGCAGUACUGCGCCAGGCACGAAUCGCUGUGACUGGUGGGACUCCCAGAGAGUUCAAUGCUGUGGAGGCGAUUCAGUUGGCCUUGGCAUGGAGGAUUGCGAGACAGGCAUUCAGCUUACCAGAUUUGGAUCCUCUUGCAGACCCACCUGCAGCCGUACCCAGCACCUGGCGCAGCACCUUUGACCACUCAGAAGAAAAUCAAGACGUCAUCGGUUCUAGAUCAACUGGACGAAUCAGAGGUGCCGACCAUGUCGCAAACAGAGAUCGACGAGGCGUACAGGAACCAUGUGGAGAUCACUGGUGCAGACUCUCCUGCAGAUGCAGAGCCAACGGGAGAGCAGAUAACUGCCCUCCACGCGAGGGUGGUGGUCCGUGGAGAAGCACCUUAUACGCAGACUUCAGCGUACUGACACCAUUCGGCCGAAGAGUGCAGAAGCAAAUGAAGGCCCGUGGUUGGAUGCUUCAGAAGGAUGGGUCUUGGAAAGCAGCAGACAUACCAGGACCCCCAACCUACGAGACUCGGGCCGCUUGCUGGAAGGUGUUCCGUGCUGCACUCUUCAUGUUGAGGUAUCCUGUGCCACCCAAUGGAACAGAAGCUCCAAAAGUGGUGACCUCUGCUUGCCUAGAGGAAUACUUCGAGAAAGUCAGAAAGCUUCAUGGCGAGUUCCCGGAGACGUGGCAUCUGCUGCUUCAAGCAGAAGAUCGUUGCAGGGCAGAGAUGUUCGAACGUUACAGGAGACAGCUGACCAAAGCGGCGUUGGAAGGGAAGCUGCCUAUGGGACUGUCCUUCGAUGCAAGGACGAACCUUCCGGAAGCUGCUCAAGAUAUCCUCGAGACCAAUGCGGCGGCGAUUGGACGGGAGACACCAGCAGCACCAUUGCCUGGCAUGGGCAGUAUGCGAAGGGCACGGCAGGAUCGUGUCCAGAGCCAUGCAGGGACUUCAGGGACCACGGUUGCCAACUUUGCCUUGGAAGACAUCCCAACUCUCAGUAUGUCGUUAGCAAUGCGCUCUCUGGCCGGGGACACCGUGGAGGUCAUGGAACCCAAGGACAUCUAUGUGGACUGGGACAUACUGGUCGACAAGGACUUCGAGGCGGCGAAGAAAGCUGUAUUGGAUGCAGGUCACAUUCACAUUGCAUCCCCGUGCCGCUCCUUCACUCGAGCUCGACGAAGCGACGAACACGGCUGGGUGGAGAUCAUGAGGUCCGACUCCCAUCCAGAGGGAUGGGGAAGCCCGUUGGCCGAGGAGGGGAACAGCAUCUUGAAACGUGUGGUGCAACUUGUGCUCAUCGCUUUGGAAGGUGGCAAGUUGGUGAGCAUAGAGAACCCAGAAAAUUCCUUCGCUUGGAUGGUGCGGGUGAUGGUACAACUGCUCAAGCGACGGGACAUGCACAGACAUCGGGAAGGAGGACUUACUGGCUUGGUUUGGGAUCCCAUUUCAGAACAGCAGGUGUGGCGGUCGGCCAAGGCAGCCGAGUAUCCAGCUGGCCUGUGUUGGGCUUGGGCCGAAUCUCUGGACCAAUGGCUCAAGUCCCGAGACGGCUUGGCUUGGAUGGCGGUGCGCACAAUGGUCAAGGUGGGCAAGUUCAACAACACCUUGGUGAACUUGGAGAUCUACAGCCAGGAGUUGGCCCCGCGUGGGCACAAGCGGACAGUGGAGGACGAUGCAACGAUCGACCACACCAAGGAGACCGUGUCAGAGAAGAGAGAGAGGGAAAACACAGAGUCAGUCGGCGGCCUCAGGGAUCCUCGCAGAGCGGUGGCGAGGAAUGCAAACCUUAGGACGUCUGGCGACACCAUUCGUGCAUGCUUGGAUGAACUUCUCAACGACCCGGUUCUGACAGAAUUUGGAAAUGUGCAGGAUGCUUCUCCGUUCUCCGACGAACUGAUUAGUGCUGCUCGGAGGUCUUUAGCUACAGCCUUUAACGCUGAGAUCCUUGAAGAAGGGUGCCAGGUCGGUUUGUUGGAAGCGUUGCUGCUCAGUGCUAAUGAUCCAGAUGCCAGUGUGCUGCCUUCGUGGCUUCGAGAGGGCUUCCCAAUCGGCAUUGCAAGAGACAUCGAGUACACGGGCAUCUUUCCACGUACAGAUGGACCUUCAGCUGCCAUCAAAGCCUCCCAAGCAUUCCAAACGAUUUCGGAUUGGAUGGGAAACGCACAGAAUUACAAAUCCUUCGCUGAAGCUGGCGACAAAGCUCAGGCAGAGCUGCUUCGUUUGGUGGAUGCAGGACGUGCGCAGAAGGUUUCAACUUGGGAAGAGGUUGUGCAACUGGUCCUGCCGUGGACAGGUGCACUCUGGGGAGCCGUGGUAGCUGCGGAACGGGAACCGACUAGGGAUUCAACCAGGGCAAGGAAAGGGCUGACAUUUUGGAAACAAGUGAAAUUCAGCAUCCUGGCCUUGGGAAAGAUGCUGGAAGUCGCAUCUGAACCUAAUCGCUUAGGCCGUGAUCCGCAGUUGCAACUGCCCCAGCUGUCUAAGUUGUAUUCUUUCAUGCAAGAUCUCCCCCUCCUUGAGUUGUUCACUGAUGCUUGUCCCACAGGUAUGGGUGCCGUCAUAUUUCAAGGCAACAUACCCAUUGGAUAUUGGGCCCAUCAACUUUCACAAGAAGAUUGCACCAAGUUACACAAAGACUGUCAGUUAGGCGAUCCGGCAUUCCAGACGGAGUGGGAAGCCUGGACGGUGGUGUUAGCUUUGAGGGCAUUUUCUGGCAUCUUUUCUAGCAGCAAAUUUAAAGUGUUUCUCCGUAGUGAUAACACUGCCACACUGCAAGCCAGUUUGCAGUUUCAAGCCAAAUCACCUCUGUUGCGACAGAUCGCAGCCGAAUUGGUGUUGGAGAUCGAAGAUCAGCAGUUGGGAGCCUUGGAGGGACGGCACAUCCGAGGGUGGAUGGUUAGUAAAGCCUGCGCACAGAAACGGUUGAGACUCAAUAAAGCAUGGGCUAACUCUGAAGCUGUGGAGGAAUUGCCUCCCGCUGUAGCUGCUGCUCAGAAGCUCAUGGCGCAACCCGAGAAUGAUCGAGCCAAUGUUCCCGUUGCAUCGAGCGCAUCAAGGAGUGACGGUUCCAAUGGUCCUUUGGGAGUCACUGCCUGGAUGGGCCAGAUGGACGGAGGCAAGGUCAUGAAUCGGGAGGCACCCAACCCUGGCCCAGGUGAAGUUCUGGGGGAAGGGUUGGGCUGUGUGCAGUUGAGAAGGCGUGGACCGAGAGUGGCAAACCACUGGCUCCAGAAUGGGAGCGAAAAGCGGCCGAAACCAUGCCUGUCAAAGGCCAUUUCGCUUGCGUCCGACGAGGCAAGAAUGGAGGCAGCUAGGCUAGAGUUCAUGACCCUUCGAUAUGCCGCAGGUACUUUGGACACCAAAGACUCCUUGUUUAGGACGUGGUGCGAAGUGUCUACAGCUCGGGGAUUCGAGCCACUGCCGGUCACCGCUGACAAGCUUGUGGAGGUCAGCUCCGUUCUUAGGGCAAGUGGGUAUCGAUCGGGAUUGGCCUACAUCCUGGAAGCGAAGCGAAGACAUCUUCGACAUGGAUUUGCAUGGGGCGAACACUUGGACGUGAUCGUCAAAGACUGCAAGAGGGCAUUCACAAGGGCCAUAGGACCUGCAAGAAAAGCUAGUGAAGUGAGAUUGGAAUGGCUGCAGACAUUGUGGAACACCGAAGGCAACAAAGUCGGAGUGAGGAGAGAUGACAGGAUGCCCGAAGGGGGUCUGCUUGUGUGGGCUCUGGGCAUCCAUUGGGUGCUACGUGAAGUGGAGUUGGCUUGCCUCACCUUGCAUGAGGAUGUAGUAGUCCGACUUCAAAGCAGGGACAGACAGGUCACGAUUCUCCUCACUUCCUCCAAGUCCGACCCUGCAGGACGUGGUUGCAGAAGGACCUUGAGGUGCUGUGGGAGGAGGUCUUGCGAAGACAGUGGGCUGGAAUGCCCGUACUUUGUGGCAUGCUCCUUGAUAGAGAUGCAGGAGAGAAGCACCGGUGUUUCACGAAGUGACGAGCGUGCACGAGGUCUGCCUCUGAUUGGUCAGACAGGUUCACCCAUGUCAUUUGUCGACAAGGACAAGAUGAUUGAGGCAGCCAAGGAGGACGCCGUCAGAGUCAAGGACUUGGUUGAACAAGCACAACAGCUGGACAUCUCUGCAGUCACUGGGCACUUCAUGCGAAGAACGGGAUGUAAGAGAUAUGCCAGAAAUGGGAUGCCACUUGACAUCAUCAAGCACAUGUCUCGGCACAGUUCAUCGGCUGUUGAAGGUUAUGUUGAAGAGGCAUUGGAAGAGGACCCAGGCGCACAAUCGAAACUUAGUGAUUUUCAACAGGUACAGAAAGCUCUCACUGAGUUUCGACAGGAUCUCGAAGAGAUCAGAGAAAAGCAGCAAGUUGUUUCCAUACCAAUCGAGUCUGAAACAGAUUCGAAGUUGAUUGAACAAGUAGCAAAGAUGAAAGAUGAAUUGGGACCGCAGUACAUUAGGAAUCGUAGCUCGCAGAAGGUACAUUCCACCUUUGGUUGCCAGUUCUCUGACGCACCCAGUACAUGGUCCACCAGAUGUGGAUGGAAGUGGGUGAGUGCAGGAAGGCAAGCGGUUGCAUGUGGUGCCACCGAAAUUAAAUCCUUCAAGUUGUGCGACAAGUGCUUCGCGCAAGAAGACGCAUAG
Molecule: messenger RNA, 10341 nt
Organism: Cladocopium goreaui
Lineage: Eukaryota; Dinophyceae; Suessiales; Symbiodiniaceae
Source: the annotation of a GenBank genome assembly